UUCCAGCCUGCGGUGUCACUCAACAAAAAUUGUGGACUAAGCAGUUACUCCAAACAUGUCAUUCACAACCGCGUAGGCUACUGAAAAUUCAUAUGUCUCUUGAAGCAUAGCCUUUGAUAUUUAGCUAGAUAUUGGUGCAGGAAGCUCUCUGAUGUUCAGCCAUGGAUGAAGAAGACAACCAGGAUGAGCUGAUCAACCGGAAUGCCUCCCACAGAAAAGAAAAAAGGCCUGCAGUAUGGGCAAUCUCAGAUGAAGACAGCGAUGAAGGUGGAGAGGAAUCUGAGGGAGCUUCUGACAGUGGUGAGGAGGAGGAAGACCUCGAUGGAGAGGAAGAUGAGGAGGAAGAAGAGGAGGAUGACAGUGAUGAUGGAGAAGAGGACGAUGUGGUGGAGGGUGCGGUGGGGGGAGCGUCUGCUGACUUGGCAGGUCUGAGCUCAGACGAGGACACUGAGAAAUGCCCCAUCUGCCUUAACUCCUUCCACAGCCAGCCCGUGGCCACGCCAGAGAGCUGCGAACACUACUUCUGCCUCGACUGCAUCCUCGAGUGGUCCAAGAAUGCAAACUCUUGUCCUGUGGACAGAAUAGUCUUCAAUAACAUCUACCUGAGAAAAUGUUAUGGUGGGAAAGUGCAGAAAAUGAUCACAGUGCAGAAACCAGUGAAGGAGGGCCAGGAGGAGGUGAUCGACCUUGAGCUGGAACAGACCAGCUGCGAGGUGUGUGGAGGGAGUGACCGUGAAGACUGCCUGCUGCUCUGUGACGGCUGUGAUGCUGGGUACCACAUGGAGUGCCUGACCCCCCCGCUGGAUGCUGUCCCUGUGGAGGAAUGGUUCUGCCCAGAGUGUCAAGCCAACAACCGCCGUUCAAGGGGUUCAGUGGAAGAGCAGAGCAACACGGAGAGUCUGAGCAGCGCCCGUCCCACAACCAGCCGCUCCCGCCUCCCUGCGGCAGGCCCCACCCGGGCCAUUGCCCGCACCCAGCAGAGUGAGAGGGUCCGCGCCAGUGUCAACCACCACCGAAUCACCCAGGCACGCAUUGCACAGAUCUCCCCCAGCUUUCUGAUGCCACAGACCACCUGGCUGGAUGAGACUAUCAACGCAGUGGUGGCUGGACUCAACACAGCUGUGUACAUACGGAACCUCACACCCCGCGUUCCAUCCAGUCGACGACGCAGGACAGUAAAGCGCAGGAAAGGCCAGAGUAAGAGGUCAUCGUCUGCCACGGGUGGUAAGGGCAAAGCUGCAGGUACCGGAGUGAGGAGGAGGAGGAAACGGCGAGUGAGAAGGACCAAGUCCAGAAGGAAACUGGUGGUGAAAAAGGAAGCUACGUCACGUGGUCGUAUAGCCCGUAGCCUAGGGAUAGGGAAGCCCAAACGGGGCUCGUCCCUUCCCUCUGUCUACCGGCCUUCAGAAACCACUCUGGGCAGUAUGAGGGCUGACAUAGGAGCUGCAUCGCUCUCUGUCUAUGGAGACCCCUACGAUCUGGACCCCUUCACUAGCAGGGAUGAUGAUGAGGAGGAGCAAGCCUCGGCCACGUCAUCACUGCUGGAGGCCAAGAGGCGUGGCUUGUCUCGCUCCGCACUCCUCUCGCACCAGCCUGUGGCUCGACCAAUCACUGCUGGCCUCUCUAGGUGGGGCCCGAGCCUUCCCCAGUUGGAGGAGGUGGCAGAGGUGGCCCCAGUGCCUGACCUGCUGGGCAGCAUCCUAUCAGGACAGAGCAUGCUUCUGAUGGACAGCUCAGACGUAGUCAUUAACAGAGAUGGAUCCCUCAAGGCUAACAAACCAGUGGGUUUGUCGUCAUCCAUGCCCGGCAGCAGUAGGAGCAGCAGCUCUGGUGAAUCAGUAGCCCAGCUCCACUCAGGGAUGUCCCCUACCACAGCAGCCAGCUCCCUUUGUCUCCCCAUUAAUGGAGACCUGGUAGCAGGACCCUGCCUGUCCCCUCUCACCCCUUCAUCCCCCCGCCCAGCCACUUAUCCACCUCCCAUCCUGAGUCACCCACACCCCCACGUCCCUGCCCCCUGUAGACCCAGCCCUAGUCCUGGACACAGCCACUGGGAGGACACCGGUGUACUACCCCCCCAUGGGACCCAGAGGGCUGCCACCUCCACUCCUACCCCAGACUCUCACUCCAGAGGUAGGGAGACGGUGCCACCACGGCCCCAGGCUAAGAAGGUCGCUGCUAAACCAGUAUGGGAAGCACCAGUAUCGGUGCUUCCCAGGAUACCAAGGAUAAAACGGGAGAGCGGUGGCCCGACGAAUGGCAACGCCAGCAGAGGGGGUAGUAGUGGUAGUAGUGGCAGUAGUAGUAGUAGCAGUGCUAAUGGUAGUGGUAGUAAUAGCUUCCCUGAUGCCUGUGUGAACAGCCUGGGUGGGAACAGGGGCAGGCAGCAAACUGUGGACCAGCAGCAGGGCAGGACAGAGGGACAGAGACCAGACAGAGCAGGCCCUUCCUCAGCCUUCUCCAGCUCCUUCUCCUCUUCGUUCUCCUCUUCUGAUUCUCCAUCUAACCCUGCCCGCACCUCUUCAUCAGCAUCAUCCACGGUGUGCUUCCGGAUCAACGCCAGCUCUGUCUGGCACGCCCGAAAGCUUAGCAACGCCUCUGCAAUUGUUGCCGCUGGCAACUGUCUAGAACCAGCGUCUGCGGACGAAGAGGAGGCGAAGAGUAAAAGAGAGGAGCGCAGGAACAAACAGAAUCCCCUGAUGUCCUCACACACACCAGUCAAAGAGGAGAAGGAAGAGGGGGAUAUAUAUGACCCCUUCCAUCCAACCGGCUCAGACAGCGAAGCAGAGAGCCAUGCUGGGGGGAAACCAACCAUGGUGCACAAGGAAGGUCCCAGCCAGCAGGUGAAGGAAGGUCCCAGCCAGCAGGUGAAGGAAGGUCCCAGCCAGCAGGUGAAGGAAGGUCCCAGCCAGCAGGUGAAGGAAGGUCCCAGCCAGCAGGUGAAGGAAGGUCCCAGCCAGCAGGUGAAGGAAGGUGCCAGCCAGCAGGUGAAGGAAGGUGCCAGCCAGCAGGUGAAGGAAGGUGCCAGCCAGCAGGUGAAGGAAGGUGCCAGCCAGCAGGUGAAGGAAGGUGCCAGCCAGCAGGUGAAGGAAGGUGCCAGCCAGCAGGUGAAGGAAGGUGCCAGCCAGCAGGUGAAGGAAGGUGCCAGCCAGCAGGUGAAGGAAGGUGCCAGCCAGCAGGUGAAGGAAGGUGCCAGCCAGCAGGUGAAGGAAGGUGCCAGCCAGCAGGUGAAGGAAGGUGCCAGCCAGCAGGUGAAGGAAGGUGCCAGCCAGCAGGUGAAGGAAGGUGCCAGCCAGCAGGUGAAGGAAGGUGCCAGCCAGCAGGUGAAAGCUGUGUCACUGGAGAGGGAUGAGGGCUCAGGAGAAGGUCUGGAGGUGAAGAGGGAGCUAGAGAACUCUGACACUGCAAAGCCUGGUCACAGCCCUCACAACGCACCCAGGUCUGUGAUGACUGGCACCAGCACACCUCUGUCCCAGAGCCAGGUCCAUCUGAAGAGGGAGAGGAAUGAGCCAGGGGGUGAGAAAGGGCAGUACAGCACGACUGGCAACAGUAGAGAGCCCCAGAACCAGCAGACUACUCCUUCCUCAUCCAGCUUAGCCUCCAGCCACCACAGAAACAGGAUGGUGAAGACUGAGAUAAAGUCAGAGCCCCAGGCCAGCCCCCCCAGGUCCCCAUCCAGGUCUAAAUCACACUCCAGGCCCUCAGGCCAGGGGAGCAAAACAUCCAAAGGCAGGGGGUCUUCCACAGAGCGGCGGUCUGCCUCAAACAGCCCGCAGGCCGGCAGGAGGGAAGACAAGGCCCCGGACCAGGCAGGGAGGAAGAGACGUUAUGAGGGGGGUAGGAGAGGAGACAAGGGGGGAGAGAGGAGUUCUAGGCGUUCGGGAUCAAGGGAGAGGAGAAGGACUCGUUCCCCGUCAGACAGUUCUACCUCUGAUAUCUCUGAGAGGUCUCGCAGGAAGAAGAGACGGUCUCCCUCCAAAGACAGGAGGCGCUCCAGGUCAUGGUCAGGCUCCAGCAGCAGAGAGCGGUCCAAGAGGAAAAAGCAGAAGAGAGGGAGCAGGGAGAGGAACGAGGGCAGAGGGAGUGAAAGAGAGAAGGGUCGCCCGUCAAAGGACAAGAAGCGUGAUUGCUCGCAGUCUCGCUCGCGUUCCCGUUCCAGGUCUAGGGAGAGGAGGAAAGACCACUUACGAUCACAACCAUCAUCCUCCAGAUCAAAGGACAGGGUUGAGGUGCGGUCGAAAGACAGGAAGAGGCCAAAGUCCAGGUCGCGGUCCAGAGAGAGGAGGAAAGAAGAGGGGUCACAGAGACCACCAGGGUCUUUCUCAACCACCACCUUCAAUAAGCUAGAAGAACAGAAAGAGAAGAAAAAGGUAAAAGUUCUCCCCCGUGUCCCUCUGAAAGAGGAGAGCGAGACUAAAGAAGAGAGAAAAGAGCGAGAGGUCAAACAGCAGAUGCUUUCCUCAGGACUCAAAUCUCUCUCUGUCCUCUCUGUCUCAGAGGUGAAAAAGGAGAGUGACAGCAAUGACAUUAGAACAGAGAGACUCGCCUCUCUCUCAACAAAACUACUCAAGGAGUCUAAGCUGCUCAAAGAGAUAAAAAAAGAGAAACCUGCCUUUGAUAUGUUGGAAGAAUCACUGGAUAGUAAACCAAUCAAAAAAGAAAAACCUCUGUCAACAUUCAGCACAGUCAAGGACUUGCAACAGCACAAGAAUAUCGAAAAAGAACACCCUUCCGCCCUCAUAAAGGAGGCGUGUGCCGUCUCCACAUCAGACAUAGCAGAUCAAAAAGAUCAGGCGUUAAAGGACACCAGCAAGACUGAGCCCAUCUGGCCUGAGCUGCCUCAACACCUAACCUCCAACAUCCCUGUUCCCCCCACCCAAACUGGCCAAUCCAGCCCAAGCUUCUCAACACUCAGCACACACCUUGUCCCUGCUCCUCCUCAGGCUGCUGAGAGUAUAGCCAGCCAGCAGGGGACCCCAUCCCUGAUUCCUCCAGUACCAGAGGCCCUCACAGAGACUCCUCCACUAGUCCAACCCAUCUCAGUGAACCCAGAGAAGCACGAGGUAGAGGAGCUUUCAGACGAUGACAUGGACGUGGACAUGAUGCUGGACAGCCUGGACUAUGUGAAGACGGAGCCAGGAGGAGAGAGUGGGGAGGCUGGGGUCAAACAGGAGAAGGAAGGAGAGGGGGAGGAGGGGAAGACUGAGGGAGAACCGGUGCCAGUCACGGCAGGUGCCAAGGCCAAACCCUCGGUGAAGAGGGUCACCUGGAACCUACAGGAGCCAGAGGGGCCACAGCCAGAGAAGACUGGCACUAAGCUGGCCCUCUACAAACUGAAGCUGAAACAGGAGGGAGCUCGCAGACCUGCCUCUUCCGCCCAGGCAUCCAGUCAGGAGGCUCCCUUGAAGGCUACGUCACUCACUGACCCCAAGGUCCAGAGCACCAAGAGGGGCAGUGUGUCCAUAACGCUCCCUAGUGCCACCUCCAGCUCCAGCAGCCUAACCACCGUAGCGCUGUCGAAACCUGGGCAGGGGGAACCCAACGAAGACCUGGGAGAGGAUGAUGUUUCUAGGAACGAUAAGUACAUAAAGAAGCUCCACAUGCAGGAGAGAGCCAUAGAGGAGGUGAAGCUGUCUAUCAAGCCGUUCUACCAGAAGAGAGACAUCACUAAGGACGAAUACAAGGAUAUCGUACGCAAGGCUGUCCAGAAGGUCUGCCAUAGUAAGAGCGGGGCGAUCAACCCAGUAAAAGUGGCCAACCUGGUCAAAGCCUACGUGGACAAAUACAAACACGCCAGGAAACAUAGGAAAGUAGAGGAUGGAGGGAAGACACAGGAGGCAGAAACAGAUAGAACAAAUGACCCAGAGACCCCAUGAGGACAUUCAUCCACAAGCCCUGGAGACUCAGCCAUUUUCACACUAAUUUGAUUAUUUCUGUUAUCAAAUUGUCACCGGUUGUUAAGGGACUCAAGGACUUUGAGAAAUAGUGCCUCCAGAUUGGCUAUUUUAUUCAUUGUUUUUGGGGAUUAUAAAGUUGUUACGUUCUGUUCAUAGUAAUUCACCAUCUCACAAAAUAAUGGAAGAGCCUUUUCGUUGAAAGUUGUGUAAAUAACUUAGUAGACCCAAUGUGGUCUUGCACUUUGAUUACCACCGAAUGACAAGCAUCUGUUUUUGAAUUGGAUUUGUUUCAAGAUUCACACAAGGACAGACCAUGUCCAUGCACUUUGUUUUCAUGGUCUAGCAUGGUCUACUCUUGGAGAGGUUACCACAGAGAUUCUGUCUUAAACAGACAACUCUGUCAGAGCCUUUCCAUCAAGAGAGGUUGAGGAAUAAUGUGAAUGAGCUAUUUCUACAGGCAAAAUGUCUGAGAAGAAGCAGUGCUGAUUUUUUUUUUUAAUUGUGUCUUUUGUAUGGGAGAGGGGUGUUUAUCUGUGGCAUGAGUCCUAAUUUUGUGGUGUCAAAGUCUAAUGCUGUCAUUGACAUAUUAGAAGAAGAAAAUAAUGCCACAGUGCAGAAAAAUACAUGUAUGCAAUUUUGUAGAGUAGGAAAGUUAUUUCUGAUUUUAGAUUUGGUGUAAAUAUAGAUUUUGGAUUCACUAUGUACGCCCUUCGAGUUGAGUUAGCUGCCUACUGGGUAUUCACAAAUGUAUACUGUGAAUGGUUCUGGAGGAAGUUUUUGUUUUUGUGAAUGUCUCUGUGCUAUGGGAUGUGGGUCCGAUGGAGUGCUGGUUGGCCAAACGGUACAGUUAGGCUCUUAAGUUGACCAGUUUCUCACAGCAGGAAAAUAGUCUUGUAGCAACAGGAAAUUUGAAUUACUGUGUGGAUUAUAACUAAAUACCAUUUUUGUAGGGGUUGAUACAUUUUUAGUUGGGGCAAAUCAAGCCUGAAAUUUUUAAGUGGAAAUAUCAAACUUUAGAAGCCUUUUUAAACCACGAAUACUCUUCAUGUUUGCAUUUCCUGCUGUGCCUUGAAAUGUCCUGCAACAACAGGGUGAUCAAGUUAAGAUCCUACAUCUGUAUGUGGCUACACAUAGUGGCUGUCCUCCUGAGUGGUGUUCAGAUUGAGUCAACGCUCCUCUGGUGUCUCUUGGCAGAAUACUCGAGAUAAGGGCACACAACUCAGACUUCCCAAAAAACAUGGUUGUUGAUAAAGUUUCUGUUAUGUGUGCAUUUUCUCAAAUUCAGACUAGGCCCAAAGUGUCUACUGGUUUUAAUUCUACUUUUACUUCAGCUAUUGACUAAGACAUAGGAAACUAGGUGAGACUUUAAUUAAUCAAUUGACAAGUAAUUUGCCAAGGAGGAAUGAAAACCUGCAGCCCUGGGGGACAGGAGUUUAAUACGUUUUAAAGCUGAGUGAAUUCUGUACCUUCACCAUUCUUUUCUGUUAUUUUACAGUUAUUUCAGAGUCAAGUGGCUAGUCCUGUUGUAUAUUGGUAUCAUAAGCUAUAUCAUAAGACAAAGCAGACAAUGCCUGUCUUGCAGCUUAAUGUUUGCAGUUAUUCACACUUGAUUAUGAACUCAACUAGUUGCUCACAUUUCCUUUAAAAGAUUGUCUGAUUAAAAAAGAAAAUGUUCCAAUUUGAAUAACAUUUGCAAAAACAAACUGAUUUUGUUUCGUUACUUACAAAUAUCACUAUACUUGUCAUGGGGAGUGUGUGCAUGGUUAAAUAGCUAACAGUCCGUAGUCAGGGCCAGGAUGUUUUUGAUGACUACAUGACCUGACUAUAAAAAAAAAACAAAGGCCCAAAGUGUUUCCUA
This is a messenger RNA of Salvelinus namaycush (lake trout), 7752 nucleotides long. Its product is annotated as PHD and RING finger domain-containing protein 1-like. Lineage: Eukaryota; Metazoa; Chordata; Actinopteri; Salmoniformes; Salmonidae. The transcript has 19 exons. The record is from RefSeq and is a predicted model, not a curated record. Bases 162 to 5873 code for a protein of 1903 amino acids.